AACCAUCGUUCCACGUCAAGUCCACCUUCUUUUACGUCUCUACACGUAACCUUCGCGUCGCGCUCGAUCCCACACGCGUCGGCUCUCAUAUCAGCGACCCGCACAUCUUCCCAACGUUCUCACACGUUGUCGCCCUCACCUUACAAUGUCCGACGACGCACCUGCACAAUCACCUGUCGCAGACGCCAAGCCAGAGGAGACGGCAACGCGUUCUGCUGACCUAGACACAACUGCGAGCGCCCCUGCUGCCGAUACUACAACAACGACUGAGGCAAUUGAGUCGAAGGAAGAUGCUGGUGUCGCUGAAGGUGGGUCUUGCGAAUCAGCGCAGCAUAGUUUCGACAAAUCUAAUUGUCGCAGAAGUAGCCACCACCGGUGAUACCAAUGGCACUGCUACCAAGCAGGACGUAACUCAAGAUAAUGCUGAUACCGGAUCGGCUACACCCGCCCCGGUAAGCACGCCAGCUCCUAAGAAUGGCAAGCGAAAAGGCUCCUCUGGCGUUCCUGAGCACAAAGGCAAGAAGACACCGGCAAGCAAAAAGAAGGCCCCUCCUGUCUUGCAUCUGAACGCGAAGCCGGGCGACCUAUGGUUUGCCAUAUUCAAGGGUCACGCCCCGUGGCCCGCCAUCAUCUGCGAUGAGGAAAUGCUACCUGAAAGUCUGCUUUCGAAGCGGCCUGUCAGCGCUGCCCGACCCGAUGGAUCUUAUCGCGAAGAUUUCCACGAAGGCCAAAAAAACGCGCGAGACCGUCGCUACCCUGUCAUGUUCCUUGGUACCAACGAAUUUGCCUGGCUAGUCAACACUGAUCUACGACCUCUUGACGUCGAAGAGGUAAAGCGUAUCUACAGUACCGAGGAUAAAGGCAAGAAGUCUCAAAGCCUCUGGGACGCCUACGGCAUUGCCGCAGAGGAGCAUGAUUUAUCAUGGUUCAAAACAAUGCUUUCUGAGCACGAGGUAGCCAUUCAGCAGGAUAUAGAGGAAAAAGAGGCUCGCGCUGCAGAAAAGGCAGCUAAAAAGGAGCAAGCUGCGCGUCGGAAGAGUGCCAAGGCUGAUGACGACGACGUAGAGAUGGAAGACGCUGCCGGUGACUCUAGCAAAAAGAAUAAGAAGAGGAAGAAGGACGGCGACGAUGUGGACGAUAAAGCGGCAAAGACCCCUAAGAAGCUGAAGGUUAAUGGGCCCAAGACCCCUGCCGCGGACUCGGCUGUGAAGCCAAAGUCAAAGAAGCCGAAGGAGAAGAAGGCCAAGGCUGAAGCCACCGCGUCGCCUGCGGCGGUGGAAUUGACCGGGCCUGAGAGGCAGGCAAAGACGCAGAAGACAGUCCUGUAUCUUCGUCAUCGCUUACAAAAGGGUUUCUUGAACAAGGAUACUGCACCCAAAGCCGAAGAUAUGGAUGCAAUGGACAGUCAUCUGAAGCAGUUGGAACAACACGAGGAUUUGGAAGCCGAGAUCAUCAAAGCGACCAAGAUUCACAAAGUGCUGAGAGGCAUCACCAAGCUUUCGCCAGUUCCUCCAAAGGAUGAAGAGUACAACUUCGUCAAGAGAUCCACUGCCCUGAUGGAUAUUUGGAACAAGACUCUCGAGAGUGCAAGCGAGACACCAGUGACAGCGGCGCCGCCUGCUUUCACCAAUGGCCACAAGGAAGAAUCGACAGCACCUAACGAUAAGGAGGAAUCUGUCCCUCCCAAGGAGGAGCCUGAAGCUGAUGAAACAAAAGAUGUUAUCAUGUCUGAUGCGGCAGCGGAAGAAGCAAAUGAAGACGAGCCAGAAAAGACAGUCAAAGAGUCGACCGAGGUUCCAGCAGGCACUGCUUGAUCACUAGAAAGGUCCUGGUUCCUUUCAUUUGCACGAGGUUUGCAUCUUAUACGUCGGUAAUACCCACUUUCGACUCAACUGAUGGUGGAUAUACUGCUCUUUUGAAGAAGGUGGUCUAGUUUGGGCCCAUCAUGCUAAAGUUUUCAUAUAUGUUGCCCUGUACAAAAUCGUAUGACACCCAGCCGGGGAUGGACGUUUCGCGAAUGUUUACCUCGCCAAGCGAUGGGA
Pseudovirgaria hyperparasitica is the source of this 2042-nucleotide messenger RNA. RefSeq lists its product as uncharacterized. Bases 291 to 1814 code for a protein of 507 amino acids. The record is from RefSeq and is a predicted model, not a curated record. The transcript is spliced from 4 exons. NCBI's taxonomy places the organism in Eukaryota, Fungi, Ascomycota, Dothideomycetes, Acrospermales, Acrospermaceae.